GAGCAUCUGUCAGUAGGAGGGUUCCCCUGGUGGCUGAGAUGCUUCAUCAUCAACUGUAUCCUCUUCCUCCUCCUCUUCUUCCUCACAACUCCCGCCAUCAUCAUCUCCACCAUGGACAAGUUCAACGUCACCAAGCCUGUCGAGUACCUCAACGUGAGUCACCUUUUGACCUCUCUUUCUGAAGCUCAGGAGGUCAAAUGUCAGGGUGCUUCCCAAAAUGGCACACUAUUCCUUAUUUAGUGCCAAUUUGGGACGCAGAUCAGUUUGAGCCUUUUCACACUACUGAGCCGAGUCAAGCCAAGCUGUCCUGCACUGGCCUGGUUACACACCCACCGUAAUUGCUGUAACUGUGCUGGAAAGGAGCCGGCAGAGUACGGUUUGGUUGACACCAUAGUGUGAAAAGGACGUUAGUCUGUGUACUAUAACUAACCUUAACUGUUAACCUUAAUCUGCAAUAUUCCACCCCUUCCCUCCUCCACCCCUUCCACCGAUCUUCCUCUCCUCUCUUCCUCUCCUCCUCCAGAACCCCAUUGUGACCCAGUUCUUCCCCACCCUGCUGCUGUGGGCGUUCUCCGCCCUGCUACCCACCAUCGUAUACUACUCUGCCUUCUUCGAGGCCCACUGGACACGGUACCAUUCUCUCUCACUCACACACACACACACACACACACACACUGGACACGGUACGACUCACACACACACACACACACACACACUGGACACGGUACGACUCGCACACACGUUAUGGUAGUCCCUCGUAUCCGAUGAUGACUUCACUUCUGAGUUAACAGUGAAUUCUUUGGUGAGAGACCUGGCAGUGUGGUGCCAGGACAACAACCUCUCCCUCAAAGGAGAUGAUCGUGGACUACAGGAAAAGGAGGACCGAGCACGCCCCCAUUCUCAUCGACAGGGCUGUAGUGGAGCGGGUCGAGAGUUUCAAGUUCCUUGGUGUCCACAUCACCAACAAACUAUCAUGGUCCAAACACACCAAGAAAGUCGUGAAGAGGGUACGACAAAGCCUAUUCCCCCUCAGUAUACUGAAAACAUUUGGCAUGGCUCCUCAGAUCCUCAAACAGUUCUACAGCUGCACCAUUGAGAGGAUCUUGACUGGCUGCAUCACCGCUUGAUAUGGCAACUGCUCGGCAUCCGACCGUAAGGCGCUACAGAGGGUAGUGCGUACGGCCCAGUACAUCACUGGGGCCAAGCUUCCUGCCAUCCAGGACCUCUAUACCAGGCGGUGUCAGAGGAAGGCCCAAAAAAUCGUCAAAGACUCCAGCCACCCAAGUCAUAGACUGUUCUCUCUGCUACCGCACGGCAAGCGGUACCGGAGCGCCAAGUCUAGGUCCAAAAGGCUUCUUAAGAGCUUCUACCCCCAAGCCAUAAGACUGCUGAACAAUUAAUCAAAAUGGCCACCCGGACUAUUUACAUUGAUCCUCUCCCCCCUUUGUUUUUACACUGCUGCUACUCGCUGUUUAUUAUCUAUGCAUAGUCACUUUACCCUUACCUACAUGUACAAAUUACCUGGACUAACCUGUACCCCCGCACAUUGACUCUGUACCGGUACCCCGUUUAUAGCCUCAUUAUUGUUAUUUUAUUGUGUUACUUAUUUUAUUUUUUACUUUUAGUUUAUUUCGUAAAUAUUUUCUGAACUCUAUUUCUUGAACUGCAUUGUUGGUUAAGGGCUUGUAAGUAAGCAUUUCACGGUAAGGUCUACACAUGUUGUAUUCGUCACGUGACAAUUUUUUUGGGUCCAAUCCGAGAUCCACAAACAUUAUUGCAGAUGGGGCAUUUGCAGUCUGUGUUGGCAGGGGCAGGCAUGGUUGUAUGUCUCAGUCUGUGUUGGCAGGGGGCAGCAUGGCUGUAUGUCUCCUGAGCUGUUUUUGCUGUUUCUUUGUGCUCCUCUCCUUCUCCCACCUCUGUACACCGCUCUGGCAGAGCUGCCGCCAGGUAGAACGGUCGGCAGCAGCGUCCUCCAGGUCUGUGGGUUUGAUGUUGCACAUCUUCAGCGCUUCAUCUGCCCCCCUGCAGACCGCCGGCUAAGGUGUAGCUGGCUAUACAGGACGUUCCACAGCAAGCGCUCCCGAGACAUUCUAAUGACGUGCCCAAGCCAGCGCAGUUGGUGUCGGGGUGACCACGGCCUCCAUACUCUUGCAGUUGGUCUUAGCAAGUAUUUCUGUAUGGGGCACACGGUCGCACCAGGUGAUUCCCAGGAUGCGCUGCAGGCAUCUUAUGUGGAUUCGCUCGAGCUGCUUGUUGUGGUGACUGUAAGUGACCCAGGCUUCACAGCCGUACAGAAGUGUGGUGAUGCAGACGGCUUGAUAGACGGCGACUUCGGUGUGGAGGCGGAGAUCCCCGUUUUGGAAGACCCCCUGCGUCCGAGUUUCCCGAAGGCAGCUGAUGCUUGCUUGAUCCUGUUUUUGAAUUUCGAGGUCGAUGCUGCAGUCCUCCGAGAGGAUGCUGCCCAGGUAUUUGAAGGACGGGACUAUUGCCAGUGAUUUUGUGUUCAAUGGUGAAGACGGGCAUGGUGGGUGGAGGGCUGGAUCUCCAUUGGCAGACCACCUCUGUCUUGGUGGUGUUGAUAGACAGCCCCAUCCUGCUAUAGAACCUCACAGCCGCUACAAGGACGGACUGAAGGUCUUCCGGAGUGUCCGACUAACCCACAAGGCAGCGGGGCAGUGGUUGAUGGCUGCCAGGGCGUGUCCACACAGAGGUGGGCCUGUACAGAUGCAUCUCUGGGGCCCACUGCUGCUCCGAGAUCCCCUGCCGGUUAGCCUGGAGUUUCAAGACAACCCGUUAACGUGUGCCGCCACGAGGAGUCUUGGUCAAGGAGAUGCUGCUCCCCAAUUCACCACAAGGGCUAGCCGGCGGCAGUGAGCUGUAAGCGAGUGUAUGCAAGCACGUGGUAAAGCGGGCAUGCACUACUGCACAAUACGGUUGCCUGCCGACACACACACACACACACACACACACACACACACACACACACACACACACUGGACACGGUACAACUCACACACACACUACUCCACCUUCUUCUAGGCCCACUGGACCUGGUACAACUCUCCAAAAGACACUGUUUUGGAGUAUUGGAGUGGACGUCAGUGGAUGUGUUCUGUGUAUACAGUAUUGGAGUGGACGUCAGUGGAUGUGUUCUGUGUAUACAGUAUUGGAGUGGACGUCAGUGGAUGUGUUCUGUGUAUACAGUAUUGGAGUGGAUGUGUUCUGUGUAUACAGUAUUGGAGUGGACGUCAGUGGAUGUGUUCUGUGUAUACAGUAUUGGAGUGGACAUCAGUGGAUGUGUUCUGUGUAUACAGUAUUGGAGUGGACAUCAGUGGAUGUUAUCUGUGUAUACAGUAUUGGAGUGGACGUCAGUGGAUGUUUGUGUGCUGUAUGUAUAAUAUGAUGAAUGAAGAGAUGCAUUAUAUCAUUCUCUAAGUAUUCUCUAUUGUCACCUGGAUAGCCUGGUUCCAGAUCUGUUUGUGCCGUCUUUCCAACUCCUAUGGUCAGCGUGUAGAAAUUGGCAAAAACAGCACAAACUGAUCUGGGACCUCGCUUACCUCGUAAAGCCAUACAGAGAGCCCUUGUAUUUUUGUAUUUCUCAGUGUAAUGUUGAUCCUUUUGACUUUCCAUUUAUUCCAAUAGGUCUGGAGAGAACAGGACCACCAUGCAUAAAUGCUACACCUUUCUGAUCUUCAUGGUCUUACUUCUGCCCUCUCUAGGACUCAGCAGGUACUGCAUGUCUUCAUUAAUAAUAAUAAUAAUAAUAAUAAUAAUAAUAAUAAUAAUAUAUAGCAUAUAUUUUACUUACGGGUGGUCCCGGGAAUCGAACCCACUAUCCUGGCGUUGCAAGCGCCAUGCUACAGAGGACCACUUGCUUACUUAUUCAGCCAGUCAACUCUUCUACCUACCUAUAUGUUCAUUCACUACAUAGCUAGUAGUCAACAUUUUGGGCCAGUUUCCCGAACACAGACACUGGCCUAGCCCUGGACUAAAAUGUACUGAAUCCAAUAAGAAGCCUUGCGCAAGCCAGAACGGCCCAUAGGGCAGGAGCCUAUGUCCUGUUUCUGUAGUGAGACAGCUUGAUGUACAGUACACCCCCUGGACAGGACACUAGUCUAUCUCCUGUUUCUGUAGUGAGACAGCUUGAUGUACAGUACACCCCCUGGACAGGACACUAGUCUAUCUCCUGUUUCUGUAGUGAGACACCUUGAUGUACAGUACACCCCCUGGACAGGACACUAGUCUAUCUCCUGUUUCGUAGUGAGACAGCUUGAUGUACAGGACACCCCCUGGACAGGACACUAGUCUAUCUCCUGUUUCUGUAGUGAGACAGCUUGAUGUACCAGUACACCCCUGGACAGGACACUAGUCUAUCUCUGUUUCUGUAGUGAGACAGCUUGAUGUACCAGUACACCCCCUGGACAGGACACUAGUCUAUCUCCUGUUUCUGUAGUGAGACAGCUUGAUGUACAGUACACCCCCUGGACAGGACACUAGUCUAUCUCCUGUUUCUGUUGUGAGACAGCUUGAUGUACAGGACACCCCCUGGACAGGACACUAGUCUAUCUCCUGUUUCUGUAGUGAGACAGCUUGAUGUACAGGACACCCCCUGGACAGGACACUAGUCUAUCUCCUGUUUCUGUAGUGAGACAGCUUGAUGUACCAGUACACCCCCUGGACAGGACACUAGUCUAUCUCCUGUUUCUGUAGUGAGACAGCUUGAUGUACAGGACACCCCCUGGACAGGACACUAGUCUAUCUCCUGUUUCUGUAGUGAGACAGCUUGAUGUACAGGACACCCCCUGGACAGGACACUAGUCUAUCUCCUGUUUAUGUAGUGAGACAGCUUGAUGUACAGGACACCCCCUGGACAGGACACUAGUCUAUCUCCUGUUUCUGUAGUGAGACAGCUUGAUGUACAGGACACCCCCUGGACAGGACACUAGUCUACCUCCUGUUUCUGUAGUGAGACAGCUUGAUGUACAGGACACCCCCUGGACAGGACACUAGUCUAUCUCCUGUUUCUGUAGUGAGACAGCUUGAUGUACAGGACACCCCCUGGACAGGACACUGUAGGUUCCCUGUAGCUCAGUUGGUAGAGCAUGGCGCUUGCAACGCCAGGGUUGUGGGUUCGUUUCCCACGGGGGGCCAGUAUGAAAAAUGUAUGCACUCACUAACUGUAAGUCGCUCUGGAUAAGAGCGUCUGCUAAAUGACUAAAAUGUAAAUGUAAAAUGACACUAGUCUAUCUCCUGUUUCUGUAGUGAGACAGCUUGAUGUACAGUACACACCCUGGACAGGACACUAGUCUAUCACAGGGCCUUACCCCCAAUCCAUCUCCUUAAUGCUGAGUGCCAAGCAGAGACGCUUCAUGUCCCAUUAUUUGAAUGUUUGUAAUCUGUCCCCUUUAUGACCCCAUGGAGUCUCGUAUACGAUCAUCAUCCUCCAUCUCCUCUAUCGCUCUAAGAACUCAACUGUUUCCUUUUUUUUUAAUUCCAGUCUGGACGUUUUCUUCCGAUGGCUGUUUGACAGGCGCUUCCUGGCCGAUGCUGCUGUGCGGUUUGAGUAAGUAGCGGUUCCUGGUUCCUCUCUAGGUUUCGUCCUAGUUUCCUGCCAUCUAGGGAGCUUUGAACCUUUUACCUUCGUGCACUGUGGUCUCUGCUGGCCAUGUUCUGGCUCAUAAAGUUGUUAGUCUUAUUUUAGUGGUGCUUGUAACAGUUAUCUAUCUUCCAAUGAUCUAUAAUCAGAACAGCUUUCCAUAUUCUCUGAUGUGGCCGUUAUGGAACUAGCUGUUCUUUUUGUUUUAAUAUAGUAUUUUAGGAAGAGCUGAACCCCUAGCAAACCUAGCCAAUACCCCUCUAGUCCAGGGGUAUUCAAAUCUUACCCCACAAGGUCCGGAAUGCUGACCAUUUAAUUGCACCACUUGGUGUCCCAAGUCUAAAUCAGUCCUGAUUAGAUGGGGAUGAAUGGGGGAAAAAAAGCAGUGAAACUGGCUUCAAGGAUCUAAGUUUGAGGGGGUUGGAGUCUGGUAGAGGGAGGGGGGUUGGAGUCUGGUAGAGGGAGGGGGUUGGAGUGUGGGAAGAGGGGUUGAGUCUGGCAAAGGAGGGCUUGGACCUCUGUAGGGGAUUAAUCUUAGAGAGGGGUGGAGUCUGGUAGAGGGAGGGUUGGAGUCUGGUAGAGGGAGUGGGGUUAGUCUGGUAGAGGGAGGGGGUUGGAGUCUGGUAGAGGGAGGGGUUAGAGUCUGGUAGAGGAGGGGGUUAGUCUGGUAGAGGGAGGGGGUUGGAGUCUGGUAGAGGGAGGGGUUUGAGUCUGGUAGAGGGAGGGGGUUAGUCUGGUAAGGGAGGGGGUUGGAGUCUGGUAGAGGGAGGGGGUUGGAGUCUGGUAGAGGGAGGGGGUUAGAGUCUGGUAGAGGAGGGGGUUGGAGUCUGGUAGAGGGAGGGGGUUGGAGUCUGGUAGAGGGAGGGGGUUAGUCUGGUAGAGGGAGGGGUUGGAAGUCUGGUAGAGGGAGGGGGUUGGAGUCUGGUGAGGGGGGGGUUGGAGUCUGGUAGAGGGAGGGGGUUGGAGUCUGGUAGAGGGAGGGGGUUGGAGUCUGGUAGAGGGAGGGGGUUGGAGUCUGGUAGAGGAGGGGGUUGGAGUCUGGUAGAGGGAGGGGGUUGGAGUCUGGUAGAGGGAGGGGGUUGGAGUCUGGUAGAGGGAGGGGGUUGGAGUCUGGUAGAGGGAGGGGGUUGGAGUCUGGUAGAGGGAGGGGGUUUGGAGUCUGGUAGAGGGAGGGGGUUGGAGUCUGGUAGAGGGAGGGGGUUGGAGUCUGGUAGAGGGAGGGGGUUGGAGUCUGGUAGAGGGGGGGGUUGGAGUCUGGUAAGGGAGGGGGUUGGAGUCUGGUAGAGAGAGGGGUUGGAGUCUGGUAGAGGGAGGGGGUUAGAGUCUGGUAGAGGGAGGGGGUUGAGUUCUGGUAGAGGGAGGGGGUUGGAGUCUGGUAAGGGAGGGGGUUGGAGUUCUGGUAGAGGGAGGGGGUUGGAGUCUGGUAGAGGGAGGGGUUGAGUCUGGUAAGGGAGGGGGUUAGUCUGGUAGAGGAGGGGGUUGGAGUCUGGUAGAGGGAGGGGGUUGGAGUCUGGUAGAGGGAGGGGGGUUGGAGUCUGGUAGAGGGAGGGGGUUGGAGUCUGGUAGAGGGAGGGGGUUGGAGUCUGGUAGAGGGAGGGGGUUGGAGUCUGGUAGAGGGAGGGGGUUGGAGUCUGGUAGAGGGAGGGGGUUGGAGUCUGGUAGAGGGAGGGGGGUUGGAGUCUGGUAGAGGGAGGGGGUUGGAGUCUGGUAGAGGGAGGGGGUUGGAGUCUGGUAGAGGGAGGGGGUUGGAGUCUGGUAGAGGGAGGGGGUUGAGUCUGGUAGAGGGAGGGGGUUGGAGUCUGGUAGAGGGAGGGGGUUGGAGUCUGGUAGAGGGAGGGGGUUGGAGUCUGGUAGAGGGAGGGGGUUGGAGUCUGGUAGAGGGAGGGGGUUGGAGUCUGGUAGAGGGAGGGGGGUUGGAGUCUGGUAGAGGGAGGGGGUUGGAGUCUGGUAGAGGGAGGGGGUUGGAGUCUGGUAGAGGGAGGGGGGUUGGAGUCUGGUAGAGGGAGGGUGGAGUUGGUAGAGGGAGGGGGUUGGAGUCUGGUAGAGGGAGGGGGUUAGAGUCUGGUUAACUAUGGCUACAACACACCUGGCCAGCAGGGUUACAAUGAGUUACCACAACUAUUCAAAUAAUAAUUGUCUCAGAUCCACACAAGUGCCUAGGGUCUGAGAUUCAGUGAGUAAUUUUCUUGUUGUGAUGUAUUUCUUAUCUUAGCCUUGUUUGUCAGGUAACAAUGAUCUCCUCUGGCACCAUCAGAACAGCUUCCAUAUUCUCUCAUCAUAUUGUGUCCUUAUGGAUCUGCCUGUUGUUUGGGUUUGGUUUGGUCCUUCAGGAGGGAGUUAGUCUCUAAUAACCCCUUUCACAAUAUUGUGCCGACCCGACCCGAACCGUACCGGGCGUCGUUUCUGAUGAUCAUGUCAAUAGAACAGAACAUAUCCAAUCCAGCAUAGUAUGGUUCUGGUUGGCACCACAGUGUGAAAAAAAGGUAUGUUAUUGUUGUGAUGAUGUCAUUUCCUGUCUCCCCCCCCAGGUGUGUGUUCCUGCCGGACAACGGGGCGUUCUUUGUGAACUAUGUCAUCGCGUCGGCGUUCAUCGGUAACGCCAUGGAUCUGCUGAGGAUCCCUGGUCUGCUCAUGUACAUGACCCGGCUGUGUCUGGCCCGCUCUGCUGCCGAGAGACGCAACGUCAAGAGGGUGAGUGUAGCGGAGCGCCACCUGGUGGUCAGGAAGACGUCGUCACGCGAUCUCAUAAUAAACUCACAACUAAGAUGCACGUAGUUAUAUCAAAGUGACAAGAUAGUCUACUGACCGCUACAACAACUAGAAUACAUGUCGUCAAAAGCGGAAGGCAGGGGGAGGAGGCGGGAUUACACAGAAUAAUUCUAGCCAAUGAAAGGCAGAUACGCAUGUGAACAACAGACACAACUCUGAAAUACAAUUAGUUUUUUUUUUCAAAGUUGCCAGAGUGCCACUUAUAUCAGGACAUUUUGUUGAACUGAGGCUUCCCUAAGGACAUAUGAUAACAUCCUCCUGUUAUUCUCUGCAUCCCCAAGCGUACUUUCUAUGCUCUGCAGCACCAAACGAAAUGAGUUCAUUCUAAUAUUCUAUUUCUAUGCUCUGCAGCACCAGGCCUAUGAGUUCCAGUUCUAUAACUCUAUUUCUAUGCUCUGCAGCACCAGGCCUAUGAGUUCCAGUUCUAUAACUCUAUUUCUAUGCUCUGCAGCACCAGGCCUAUGAGUUCCAGUUCUAUAACUCUAUUUCUAUGCUCUGCAGCACCAGGCCUAUGAGUUCCCAGUUCUAUAACUCUAUUUCUAUGCUCUGCAGCACCAGGCCUAUGAGUUCCAGUUCUAUAACUCUAUUUCUAUGCUCUGCAGCACCAGGCCUAUGAGUUCCAGUUCUAUAACUCUAUUUCUAUGCUCUGCAGCACCAGGCCUAUGAGUUCCAGUUCUAUAACUCUAUUUCUAUGCUCUGCAGCACCAGGCCUAUGAGUUCCAGUUCUAUAACUCUAUUUCUAUGCUCUGCAGCACCAGGCCUAUGAGUUCCAGUUCUAUAACUCUAUUUCUAUGCUCUGCAGCACCAGGCCUAUGAGUUCCAGUUCUAUAACUCUAUUUCUAUGAUCUGCAGCACCAGGCCUAUGAGUUCCAGUUCUAUAACUCUAUUUCUAUGCUCUGCAGCACCAGGCCUAUGAGUUCCAGUUCUAUAACUCUAUUUCUAUGCUCUGCAGCACCAGGCCUAUGAGUUCCAGUUCUAUAACUCUAUUUCUAUGCUCUGCAGCACCAGGCCUAUGAGUUCCAGUUCUAUAACUCUAUUUCUAUGCUCUGCAGCACCAGGCCUAUGAGUUCCAGUUCUAUAACUCUAUUUCUAUCGCUCUGCAGCACCAGGCCUAUGAGUUCCAGUUCUAUAACUAUAUUUCUAUGCAUCUGCAGCAACAGGCUAUGAGUUCCAGUUCUAUAACUCUAUAUUCUAUGCUCUGCAGCACCAGGCUAUGAGUUCCAGUUCUAUAACUCUAAUUUCUGAUGCUCUGCAGCACCAUGGCCACCCUGCUGAGUUCCCAGUUCUAUAACUCUAGUUUCUAUGCUCUGCAUCACCAGGCCUAUGAGUUUUCCAGUUUCUAUAACUCUAUUUUCUAUGCUCUCCGGUCACCAGCCUAUGAGUUCCAGUUCUAUAACUCUAUUUCUAUCUUCUACAGCACCAGGCCUAUGAGUUCCCAAGUUCUAUACUCUAUUUCUUAUGCUCUGCAGCACCAGGGCCUAUGGAGUUCCAGUUCUAUAACUCUGAUUUCUAUGCUCUGCAGCACCCAGGGCCUAUGAGUUCCAGUUCUAGAAUACUCUAUUUCUUUCUAUGCUCUGCAGCACCAGGCCUAUGAGUUCCAGUUCUAUAACUCUAUUUCUAUGCUCUGCAGCACCAGGCCUUUGAGUUCCAGUUCUAUAAACUCUAUUUCUAUGCUCUGCAGCACCAGGCCUAUGAGUUCCAGUUCUAUAACUCUAUUUCUAUGCUCUGCAGCACCAGGCCUAUGAGUUCCAGUUCUAUAACUCUAUUUCUAUGCUCUGCAGCACCAGGCCUAUGAGUUCCAGUUCUAUAACUCUAUUUCUAUGCUCUGCAGCACCAGGCCUAUGAGUUCCAGUUCUAUAACUCUAUUUCUAUGCUCUGCAACACCAGGCCUAUGAGUUCCAGUUCUAUAACCCUAUUUAUAUGCUCUGCAGCACCAGGCCUAUGAGUUCCAGUUCUAUAACUCUAUUUCUAUGCUCUGCAGCACCAGGCCUAUGAGUUCCAGUUCUAUAACUCUAUUUAUAUGCUCUGCAGCACCAGGCCUAUGAGUUCCAGUUCUAUAACUCUAUUUCUACGCUCUGCAGCACCAGGCCUAUGAAUUCCAGUUCUAUAACUCGAUUUCUAUGCUCUGCAGCACCAGGCCUAUGAGUUCCAGUUCUAUAACUCUAUUUCUAUGCUCUGCAGCACCAGGCCUAUGAGUUCCAGUUCUAUAACUCUAUUUCUAUGCUCUGCAGCACCAGGCCUAUGAGUUCCAGUUCUAUAACUCUAUUUCUAUGCUCUGCAGCACCAGGCCUAUGAGUUCCAGUUCUAUAACUCUAUUUCUAUGCUCUGCAGCACCAGGCCUAUGAGUUCCAGUUAUAUAACCCUAUUUCUAUGCUCUGCAGCACCAGGCCUAUGAGUUCCAGUUCUAUAACUCUAUUUCUAUGCUCUGCAGCACCAGGCCUAUGAGUUCCAGUUCUAUAACUCUAUUUCUAUGCUCUGCAGCACCAGGCCUAUGAGUUCCAGUUCGGGGCAGCCUACGCCUGGAUGAUGUGUGUCUUCACUGUGGUCAUGACCUACAGCAUCACCUGUCCAAUCAUUGUCCCCUUCGGUGAGCUGAGCUCCACUGUUACUAACUGGCUUUAUGAGGUGACGCAUUGUCCUGGCUUUCCCAAAGCUUUCCUAGCUAAAGUAAUAUGUUAUUUUUCGCCGUAACCUAACUCAGGGAUGCAAACUCGCCACUUUUUUGUUUUGGGUGUCUUGCGAAAAGUAUGCAGAUUUUGAGUGCUUCAUCCAAUAUCACGUGACAGACGCAUCCUCUAACCAGCCAUUAGCCUACUCAGCUGCUUCUCGCCGUCUGUUCUUUCUGCGCAUCUCCAUCAGUUUUAACAUGUUAUUUAGCCAUGACUAGGAUUCUCUGUCACUCAGCCUCUGAGUACCACUGCCACAGAGAACAAACAGAGCACAGUGACAGGCAGGCUCCUUUACAGCUAUGAGAGAAUAAUGAUAAAGUCAAUAUCUGACAGUCAAUAUUCCAUGCAUGAAUAGAGGACGCCUGUAGGGAGAGGACCCCCGUAGGGAGAGGACGCCUGUACAGGGAGGACGCCUGUAGGGAGAGUACGCCUUGGGACCUGUAGAUUUGUCGCCGUAGGGAGACCCUGACUAGGGAGAACCCCUGUAGUGGAGGGCGUAGGGAGAAGAACUGAGAGAGGACUUCAUCCUUCACGGGAGACGAUCCUUAGGGACAGACCCUGUAGGUAAGCCCACUGUAGGGAUGAGCCCCGUCGGGAGGACCUUGAGAGGACUCCAUGUAGCGGUAGGACCCAUGUAGUGAGAUGUAGCCUGACUAGGUUCUGAGUACCCAUGAUAGGAGAGGACCGUAAGAGAGCACAGUGUAGGGCAGGACGCUCUUUAAGCAUGAGAGAUAAGGGAUAGACCAUAUCGGGAGCAGGCAAUCCUGAUGAGGAGAGGACGCCUGUAGGGAGAGGACCCUGUAGGGAGAGGACCUGUAGGGGAGGACCCUGUAGGGAGGGACCUGAGGGAGGCUAGGGAAGCCUGUAGGGAGAGGACGCCUGUAGGGAGAGGACCUGUAGGGAGAGGACGCCUGUAGAGAGGACGGAGAGGGCCUGAGGGAGAGGGAGACGCCUGUAGGGAGAGGACGCCCGUAGGGAGAGGACGCCUGUAGGGAGAGGACGCCCGUAGGGAGAGGACCCUGUAGGGAGAGGACCCCUGUAGAGGGAGGACCCCUGUAGAGGGAGGACGCCUGUAGGGAGAGGACGCCUGUAGGGAGAGGACGCCUGUAGGGAGAGGACCCCUGUAGGGAGAGGAACCCUGUAGGGAGAGGACCCCUGUAGGGAGAGGACCCCUGUAGGGAGAGGACCCUGUAGGGAGAGGAGCACCUGUAGGGAGAGGACACCUGUAGGAGAGGACGCCUGUAGGGAGAGGACCUGUAGAGGGAGGACCCCUGUAGAGGGAGGACGCCUGUAGGGAGAGGCCCCUGUAGGGAGAGGACACCUGUAGGGAGAGGACGCCUGUAGGGAGAGGACGCCUGUAGGGAGAGGACCCUGUAGGGAGAGGACGCCUGUAGGGAGAGGACGCCUGUAGGGAGAGGACGCCUGUAGGGAGAGGACCUGUAGGGAGAGGACCCCGUAGGGAGAGGAAGCCUGUAGAGGGAGGACGCCUGUAGGGAGAGGACCCAUCACUCACUCACUCUCUCGCUCUCUCUCUCGCUCUCCCCCCCAGGUCUUAUGUACAUGCUGUUGAAGCACCUGGCAGACCGCUACAACAUGUACUAUGCCUACCUUCCCUCCAAGCUGGACAAGAAGAUCCACUCUGGGGCCGUCAACCAGGUGGUGGCAGCACCCAUCCUCUGUCUCUUCUGGCUCCUGUUCUUCUCCACUGUCCGCACAGGUACGAGGUCACCAUCUAGCGGCCAUUCUGGGUCAUAACAGACUGUCUCUUUUUAAAAAGGGUGUGUCACAAAUGGGACAUGUAGUGCACUGCUUUUGACUAGGGUCCAUAGGGAACGCAUCUUACUGACCAUGUUGAUCCUCUCUCUCUCUCUCUCUCUCUUUCUCUCUCUCUCUUUCCUUCUCUCUCUCUCUCUUCUUUCUCUGUCUCUCUCUCUCUCUGUCUCUCUGUUCUCUCUCUCUCCUCUCUCUCUUUCUCUCCUCUUCUCUCUUUCUCUUUCUCUCUUUCUCUCUUCUUCUCUUUCUCUCUCUCUCUCCUUAUCUCUCCUCUCUCCUCUCAGCGUUUUCUCCGCCCCUUAACCUCUAUGUUUACCUUCAUUGUUCUGGUCAUCACCAUCAUCGUCUGCUUGUCCCAUGUCUGCUUCGGACACUUCAAAUAUCUCAGCGCUCACAACUACAAGUAAAAAAAAACACCAGCAAGAGAGACUCUUCUUAUUUAUAAUGUUGAAGUGUUUUAUAUUUGAUUUAUUUAACCAGGAAAGUAAUUGAGAACACAUUAUCUUGCACAAUUACGAUCCUGUAUGCAGUAUGAGACAUUACAUUUACAUUUACAUUUUAGUCAUUUAGCAGACGCUCUUAUCCAGAGCGACUUACAGUUAGUGAGUGCAUACAUAAUUUUUAUUUUUUCAUACUGCCCCCCCCCCCAUGGGAAUCAAAGCCACAACCCUGGCGUUGCAAACGCCAUGCUCUACCAACUGAGCUACAUCCCUUGCAUGUCAUGCAUUUAUAGACACGUGUAUGUUACUACAAUCUUAAAAUAAAUCUAUGUGCUAGAGCAGUAAAUCUCAUGGGGGGGGAAACUUAGGGGUGUGAACAUUUUUAAACGUUAAAACAAAGUUGGGAUCGUUAACGUCGAGGAAAAAUCCUUCACUGAUAAACAAUGUUUUUCCCCACAUAAUUAAAAUGACAGUGCAGUUAUCACAAAACAUAUAUUAUUUUCCCUUGUUGGAGCCUAACUAGAUAAUGGGCUGUAAAUGCCUGGGGGAAGUUGGGUAAUUCCAGAGAGGAAGAGGUGAACUUUAGGCUGCUGGGGGUGAAUUUGAGAGGCAUGCAAGACAACGAACGAUGACUAAGACCAAUGCGCACGUUUCUGCCUGCCCCCCUCCUCUCUCUCUCCCUCACACUGGCCUGCUCUUUCUCUCCGCUAAUGAUGCGAGUGUGUGGGGUUCAGUCUUCGGUCUGUUGCCUGUAGAAUAUCCUAGCUAACAUAUAUGGAAUUGUUUUAAGAUGGUCAUAACAUGGAUCAUUUUAAAUAUUUGAUUUUAGAAUUGUAGGACCCCUUUAGGCAUUUUGAUAAAAAUAUUGAAUUUGGACAGUAAAAAAAUGAAUCUUAAGGAAUAAGGUUUUGAAGUGUCUGUCUCUAGGAGAUAUAAGAGAUCUGGAUUAUUACAUUUUUUUGGGACACAUGUUUAGCCCCUUUGUUGCCACAAAACUACCUCCAUACUUCCAUUUGUUUGUACCGGUUACCUUCAGACGAGUCCCGUGACACUUGUGGGAUGCGUAGAGCAAAACGGAGAACAACGUCGUGUUUGUGAGAGUCUCCCCUUUCCAAUGUUGGGGUCGAUUAGUAUGUAUCCCAACCGUUCGGACGCUACAGACGUUUUUGUGAGAAGACCGUUUUUUUUUGGGACGUCUCAUGGUCUGACAAACACAGCUUUAGCUCUGCCACCUUUCACCGCCGAUGCGGAAGUCUGACAUAUCUCUACCUUAAACUGACGGAUUUUUGAUGGGGAUUCUUUUAUUUUGUUACUUAGAUUGACGCACCAAUACAUUUAGUAGAAAUAAAACACAUCUAGCUAUCGUACCAUUAAAAAACGGUAUUAAAAACAACACAGCAACACAUCAAUCAGGGAUGUUAAUUGUUGUCAGGGAAACAAUAGAACAUUAUACACUAUAUGACAAAAGUACGUGCACGUCGAACAUCUCAUUCCAAAAUCAUGGGCAUUAAUAUGGAGUUGGUCCCCCCUUUGCUGCUAUAACAGCCUCCACUCUUUUGGGAAGGCUUUCCACUAGAUGUUGGAACAUUGCUGUGGGGACUUGCUUCCAUUCAGCCACAAGAGCAUUAGUGAGGUCCUGCACUGAUGUUUGGCAACUAGGCUUGGUUUCGCAGUCGACGUUCUGAUUGAGGUCAGAGCUCUGUGCAGGCCAGUCAAGUUCUUCCACACUGAUCUCAACAAACCAUUUCUGUAUGGACCUCGCUUUGUGCACGGGGGCAUUGUCAUGCUGAAACAGGAAUGGGCCUUCUCCAAACUGUUGCCACAAAGAGGGAAGCACCGAAUCGUCUAGAAUGUCAUUGUAUGCUGUAGCGUUAAGAUUUCCCUUCACUGGAACUAAGGGGCCUAGCGCGAACCAUGAAAAACAGCCCCAGACCAUUAUUCCUCCUCCACCAAACUUUACAGUUGGCACUAUGCAUUGGGGCAGGUAGCGUUCUCCUGGCAUCCGCCAAACCCAGAUUAGUCCGCCGGACUGCCAGAUGGUGAAGUGUGAUUCAUCACUCCAGAGAACGUGUUUCCACUGCUCCAGAGUCCAAUGGUGGCGAGCUUUACACCACUCCAGCCAACGCUUGGCAUUGCGCAUGGUGAUCUUAGGCUUGUGUGCAGCUGCUUGGCCAUGGAAACCCAUUUCAUGAAGCUCCCAACGAACAGUUCUUGUGCUGACGUUGCUUCCAGAGGCAGUUUGGAACUUGGUAGUGAGUGUUGCAACCGAGGACAGACGAUUUUUACGAGCUAUGCACUUCAGCACUCGGCGGUCCCGUUCUGUGAGCUUGUGUGGCCUACCACUUUGCAGCUGAGCCGUUGUUGCUCCUAGACGUUUCCACUUCACAAUAACAGCACUUACAGUUGACCAGGGCAGCUCUAGCAGGGCAGAAAUUUGACGAACUGACUUGUUGGAAAGGUGGCAUCCUAGGACGGUGCCACGUUGAAAGUCACUGAGCUCUUCAGUAAGGCCAUUCUACAGCCAAUGUUUCCCUAUGGAGUUUGCAUGGCUGUGUGCUCGAUUUUAUACACCUGUCAGUAACGGGUGUGGCUGAAAUUGCCGAAUACACUAAUUUGAAGGGUUGUCACACAUACUUUUGUAUAUAUAGUGUAUGCCAGAGCCGAGUUCUACUCUCUGAAAAGGUACAGACUCGUCUGAUGCAGCACUUUUUUAUUAUUUUUUGAAAAGUUAUAAAUAAUCGCUAUCGACUUGUUACUGUAGCUAUGUUCUAUGUCUGUAAAAGGUUGCGCUAGAUAGAACCUAGUAGCCAUUAUAGUCAUGUAUUAUAUAAUAUUAAUUAUUCUACAUUUUGUGAAUUGCAAGUGAAAUUAUUUAUGAUUUUUUUUCUUAUAGUUUUAACGGAAAACCGAUAAUUUAUUUUUUGCCGUUUUAAACGUUAAGCAAAAUUGUCCAUUUGUCAGAUCCCUAUUAAAGGCCUUCUGAUAUAGUUUAAGUCAUCACUGUGAAUGUUCUGCAGUGGCAUUAUAUACAGUGGGGGAAAAAAGUAUUUAGUCAGCCACCAAUUGUGCAAGUUCUCCCACUUAAAAAGAUGAGAGAGGCCUGUAAUUUUCAUCAUAGGUACACGUCAACUAUGACAGACAAAUUGAGAAUUUUUUUUCCAGAAAAUCACAUUGUAGGAUUUUUUAUGAAUUUAUUUGCAAAAACUUUUUGGUAAAAACUCAACUCGUCGUGUUUGGAGGACAAAGAAUGCUGAGUUGCAUCCAAAGAACACCAUACCUACUGUGAAGCAUGGGGGUGGAAACAUCAUGAUUUGGGGCUGUUUUUCUGCAAAGGGACCAGGACGACUGAUCCGUGUAAAGGAAAGAAUGAAUGGGGCCAUGUAUCGUGAGAUUUUGAGUGAAAACCUCCUUCCAGCAGCAAGGGCAUUGAAGAUGAAACGUGGCUGGGUCUUUCAGCAUGACAAUGAUCCCAAAAACACCGCCCGGGAAACGAAGGAGUGGCUUCGUAAGAAGCAUUUCAAGGUCCUGGAGUGGCCUAGCCAGUCUCCAGAUCUCAACCCCAUAGAAAAUCUUUGGAGGGAGUUGAAAGUCCGUGUUGCCCAGCGACAGCCCCAAAACAUCACUGCUCUAGAGGAGAUCUGCAUGGAGGAAUGGGCCAAAAUACCAGCAACAGUGUGUGAAAACCUUGUGAAGACUUACAGAAAACGUUUGACCUGUGUCAUUGCCAACAAAGGGUAUAUAACAAAGUAUUGAGAAACUUUUGUUAUUGACCAAAUACUUAUUUUCCACCAUAAUUUACAAAUAAAUACAUAAAAAAUCCUACAAUGUGAUUUUCUGGAUUUUUUUUCCUCAUUUUGUCUGUCAUAGUUGACGUGUACCUAUGAUGGAAAUUACAGGCCUCUCUCAUCUUUUUAAGUGGGAGAACUUGCACAAUUGGUGGCUGACUAAAUACUUUUUUCCCCCACUGUGUAUAUAUAUAUAUAUCAGCUCUGGAAAAAAUUAAGAGACCAUUGCAAAUGUUUCUUAAAUCAGCAUCUCUACAUGUAUGACAGCCAUUCCAUUCCAGUGUCUGUUGAAUUCCAACACAGGCACACCUCAUUCUACUGAAUUAGGUACUGAUUAGGUGAUCACAUGAACCAAAUCUUAUUUAACGAGAAAAAGUAUAAAAACCACUGCUGUGGUCAUCACGAUCCUCUUGCAAUAGGACCAGCUGGAUGGCAAAAACCGUGCUAAUAGUACCUUAAAAGUAAAAUUAAUCCAAAAAUAACUAUUGACCAUGCCAAAAAAGUUGAAAAAUAAACUUUUGAGUGAGGAAAAGAAGGGUUCAAUUCUGGCUUUACUGGCAGAGGGAUACAGUGAGCGUCAGGUUGCUUCCAUCCUUAAAAUUUCAAAGACGGCGGUUCAUAAGAACAAGGUCAAGCAGCAGACAUUGGGGACAACAAAGCUACAGACCGGCAGAGUCCGAUGAUGCUGUGACACACCGCCUCAGACCAUGACGGACCCUCCACCUCCAAAUCGAUCCCGCUCCAGAGUACAGGCCUCGGUGUAACGCUCAUUCCUUCGACGAUAAACAUGAAUCCGACCAUCACCCCUGCUGAGACAAAACCGCGACUCGUUAGUGAAGAGCACUUUUUGCCAGUCCUGUCUGGUCCAGCGACGGUGGGUUUGUGCCCACAGGUGACGUUGUUGCCGGUGAUGUCUGUCUGGUGAGGACCUGCCUUACAACAGGCCUACAAGCCCUCAGUCCAGCCUCUCUCAGCCUACUGCGGACAGUCUGAGCACUGAUGGAGGGAUUGUACAUUCCUGGUGUAACUCAGGCAGUUGUUGUUGCCAUCCUGUACCUGUCCCACAGGUGUGAUGUUCGGAUGUACCGAUCCUGUGCAGGUGUUGUUACACAGGGUCUGCCACUGCGAGGAUGAUCAGCUGUCCGUCCUGUCUCCCUGUAGCGCUGUCUUAGACGUCUCACAGUACGGACAUUGCAAUUUAUUGCCCUGGCCACAUCUGCAGUCCUCAGGCCUCCUUGCAGCAUGCCUAAGGCACGUUCACGCAGAUGAGCAGGGACCCUGGGCAUCUUUCUUUUGGUGUUUUUCAGAGUCAGUAGAAGGGCCUCUUUAGUGUCCUAAGUUUUCAUAACUGUGACCUUAAUUGCCUACCGUCUGUAAGCUGUUAGUGUCUUAACGACCGUUCCACAGGUGCAUGUUCAUUAAUUGUUUAUGGUUCAUUGAACAAGCAUGGGAAACAGUGUUUAAACCCUUUACAAUGAAGAUCUGUGAAGUUAUUUGGAUUUUUACAAAAUAUAUUUGAAAGACAGGGUCCUGAAAAAGGGACGUUUCUUUUUUUGCUGAGUUUCUAUAUAUAUAUAUAUAUAUAAUUGUAUUAUAAUAUUUUCUCCCCAGAUUGACGUUGAAAAUGUGGAUGGUGUGGAGAACGGUCGUCCAGCACGCACCUCUCCCUCCAAUAAGUCAGCAGUAAGUACCAUUCACUCAGCCUAGACUAGACCACCUCUCCCUCCAUAUCACACACUGACCUGUUUUCUCCUCCAUUUGUCCCCUCCCCCUCUCCUUCCACUCCCCCUCUCUUCCUCUUUCUCUACAACAGCAGAUGUACAUUGCCUCCGUCCUCCAGGACCCCAUCUUAGACGAGCUGGGUUCAGCUGGCAGCGGGGUUAGUGAGGGCUCGCAGGAUGAGGAGAUCAUCCAAGUGGGGAACAGCCUCAACGAGGCCGACUUCCAGGUAGCCUGCCCUUGAGAAAAGGCACUUCAAUUCUUGCAAUUGCUCCGGGGGGUGCUGCACUGCAGCUUACCUUCCAACCCCUGGGUGUGUGUGUGUGUGUGUGUGUGUGUGUGUGUGUGUGUCCUUGUGGCGUUUCUCUUGACAAUAAAUCCCCGUCUCCUUCCAGAGCGGCGAGGACAGUCUCCUCGCUAACGAGGUGCGGCACUGACGUCAGGGGACGCCGGAGACGGUCGUCAGGACGGAGACGGAGGACGGGGAGAGAGAAGCAGAGGCAGAGACUGUGAUGGCAGAAACU
This is a messenger RNA of Coregonus sp. 'balchen', 19275 nucleotides long. The record is from the annotation of a GenBank genome assembly. NCBI's taxonomy places the organism in Eukaryota, Metazoa, Chordata, Actinopteri, Salmoniformes, Salmonidae.